AUGGGUAAGGACCCAGCCAGCCGGGUUUCUGAGGAGGAGGAAGAGGAGGGUUCAGAGGGUGGCCGGUCAGGGGAGCCGGGAGGCGGCGGGUCCCGCGGGGGCCGCCCCGGAGGAGCGACGGGAGGCGGGCCUCGGGGUGGCUCCGGAGGCGGCGGACCGGAGUCGGCGAGCUCCGACGGCCCCAGCGGAGAGGAGGCGGCGGGCGUAGAGCCCGGGUCGCCGAGGGGCGGGGAGACGGCGGUCCGCGAGGGUGGGGCGCCGGCGGCCCAGGAGGACUGGAGGCGGGCAGAGGGGCGGAGAGAGAGGGAAGGAGCGCUCGGGAAAGGCCCGCAACGGGAGGUCAGUAGUGGAAAGAGCCCGGGCCGGCGCAGCCAGGGGGAGAAGCAGGGCAAGCUCCGGGACGGGUACUGGGAGGCCUACUGGGAAAGGGGCAGGGAGCGCUACCGGCAGAAGAAAUCGAAGCGCAGGCCCAAGGGCGCGGGGCAGGUGCAGGUGCAGGGGGGCAAGGUCGAGUGGAAGUACCAGCUGGAGAGGAAGUCCAACUGGCUGCAGAGCACGGGAUUCGUGGAGUCUGUGGAGGAGGACAAGUCCUCGCCCUGCAGGGAGAGUCCCGACAUCUUCAAGGUCCGGGUGUCGGACGCGCAGUUCCGGCAGCCGGCAAUCAGAUUCAGUAUCUGCCCCAGGCCUUCUCGUCGCCUGUCGCAGCGGCCGGUUGGGAGCUGCCUCUCCGGCCUCAGCGUCAUGAACGAGCUAGCGAAGAUGGGUGACCCGAACCUCCUGGGGAUGGUGCAGGAGGAAGGGAGAGUAGUUACUAGAGAAAUAGAUCCCAGUCUACAAACAACAGAGGAAAGAAGAAAAGAAUUUGAGCAAAAUCUCCGAAAAUCAGGUCUUGAAUUGGAAAUUGAAGACAAGAGGGACUCUGAAGAUGGAAGGACUUACUUUGUCAAGAUCCAUGCUCCUUGGGAGGUAUUAGUUACUUAUGCUGAAGUAUUGGGAAUCAAAAUGCCUAUUCAGGAGAGUGAUGUUCCCCAAAAUGAGGACACUCCAUUGACCUAUAUGCUUUCGGCUGUGAAACUUCCAGCGAGUGUGAAGUAUCCUCAUCCUGAAUAUUUCGCUGCCCAGUUCAGCAGACAUCAUCAAGAGCUCUUCCUCAUUGAUGAUCCAUCAACUUUCUUUCCAUCCUCGGCAAGAAACAGAAUUGCCUGAAAAAUGAAACUUCCCAGCUAUGAAGACAGGAAGAGUUUCAGCAUGCUGGAUGGAAAUAAGACAAGCUCCCCCCAAGCAGGUUUCAGAAUGAAAAGGAGUUCAUAGGCUUGUCACCGGAAAGCCCUGGGCAGGCUAGGGCAUCAAGCUCAGCUUCCCCCCAGGGUCCGGGAGGCAUCAGCGCUUUGGAUCCGUUUUCUUCUUCUCCUGGUUCGUCAACUCUUCAUCAGACCCCAACCCCCGUGUGCCUGUGCCACUAUGGAAGCUGUGACUCUCCCUCCCUCCUCCCCUGGCCCAGGCUCAGGGAUCCGUCACUCUAUGCUCUACUUCUAUGAUGUCAGCCCUUCUGUGAUCCCCACACAGGGGAGAUGGCCCA
Molecule: messenger RNA, 1579 nt
Organism: Oryctolagus cuniculus (rabbit)
Lineage: Eukaryota; Metazoa; Chordata; Mammalia; Lagomorpha; Leporidae
Source: RefSeq, a predicted model, not a curated record